AUGGGUAUCUCGCGCGAUUCCUGGCAUAAGCGCUACAAGACCGGAGCUACUCGUCCGGUCCCACACAAGAAGAGGAAGUUCGAGCUCGGACGCCCGGCCGCCAACACCAAGGUACAAUAAAUAGUUUUUCCAACGAUUUCAUAGUUUGUCUGGGUUUCAGAUCGGAGGCGAACGCGUUCGUCUCGUGCGCACUCGUGGAGGAAACGUCAAGCGCAGAGCCCUCCGUCUUGAUGCCGGAAACUUCUCCUGGGCUUCGGAGCGUAAGUUCAUUUCAUAUUAAAUUCAGGAUUUAACAAAAUUUAUUUCAGAGACCACUCGCAAGACCCGUAUCGUUGAUACCAUGUACAACGCUACCAACAACGAGUUGGUCCGUACCAAGACCCUCGUGAAGGGAGCCAUCGUCAGCGUUGACGCCGCUCCGUUCCGUCAAUGGUAUGAGGCUCACUACGCUCUUCCGCUGGCCAGAAAGAAGAACGCCAAGCUCUCCGAGGAGGAUAACGCUAUCCUUAACAAGAAGAGAUCCAACCAUACCCAAAGAAAGUACACCGAGCGCCAGAAGACCGCCGCUGUUGACGCUCUCCUUGUCGAGCAGUUCAACACUGGACGUCUCCUCGGUAAGACUUUUGCAAAAAUAGUUAACUGAUAAAAACUUGCUCAUUUUCAGCCCGCCUCUCUUCUUCCCCAGGACAAGUCGGACAGGCCAACGGAUACAUUCUCGAAGGAAAGGAACUUGAUUUCUACCUUCGCAAGAUCCGCGCCAAGAAGGCCAAGUAA
Caenorhabditis sp. 36 PRJEB53466 is the source of this 774-nucleotide messenger RNA. The record is from the annotation of a GenBank genome assembly. NCBI's taxonomy places the organism in Eukaryota, Metazoa, Nematoda, Chromadorea, Rhabditida, Rhabditidae.